UGACGUGCAUAUGUAUGACGGCGGCGGUGACAGAUUUUUUUUGCAUACGAAAAAUUUUUCUGAGCAGAAGUACGAAGCUAUAAAGUGCGUGGAAAUUAAGGCGUCUCAAGUCGAAAUUGAAAGCCAUACGUAUUGAACAACCGAUUGGACAUUAGCGGCUUGAGUGCAUUGCAAACAACACGUUGAUCGUCGUUUUUUUGCACGCAACAACCUUCUGUAUUUCCAUUUUUUGCGCAUACAUUUACCGAUAUUUUGGUGGUUACACCGACACGGACACACACAAACACACACACUGAUACACAUAGACAUACCCAAGCAGCAGCGACGACAAGAACGAGCAACGGCAACGACGUCGAUGUGAAGCAGCAGCGCAGUGAAGAAGGAAAAAAAAACAAGCGAAAUCGAAAGCAAAAUUUGUCGAGUCGCGAGUCAAGGCGUCAAAAAAAAAAAAAUUCUUCAAUAAGUGUGCUAAGCUGAACGAAUCAAAAUCCCUACAAAACUAAAUACGAAAAACUGCACAUUUGCCGAGAAGAAGAGAAGUAAAGAGAAAAACACACGGAAGCGUUCACAACAACAAAAGGAGAACGGCAGUACUAGCACAACAACAACAAUAAGAACAACAGAGAAAGAAAGAAAAUAGCAAAAAUGAAUAAAACACCACAAUUCGAUGUUCUGACCAUUGAGCCAGAGCAUGAGUUGCGAUUUGUGGGUCCGUUCAAUCGGCCCGUGGUGACAGUGAUGACACUGCGCAACAAUGCACCCUCGACGCUGGUCUUUAAGAUCAAGACCACCGCUCCCAAGCGUUAUUGUGUACGUCCAAACAUUGGCAAGAUUGCGCCUUUCCGCUCCACGCAGGUGGAAAUUUGUCUUCAGCCCUUUAUGUAUGAUCAGCAGGAGAAGAACAAGCACAAGUUUAUGGUGCAGUGUGUGCUUGCACCACAAGAUGCCGAUUUGUCUGAUUUGAACAAGUUGUGGAAGGAAUUGGAGCCGACUCAGCUGAUGGAUGCCAAAUUGAAGUGUGUAUUUGAAAUGCCGCCCUCGGAGUCGAAUGUUGAGAACAACAGCGGUGGCAACAAUACCAAUACAGGCGGCAGUGUUGCCGGCAAUGCAACAGCCAGUCAAAGUGCAGCUGAAUCACUGAAGACCGAUGCGUCCAAGUUGUCCGAUGAGGAACUGCCUCCUUCGAGUCUGUCCGAAGCUACCAUGCAAAUUGAAACACUUGCCGUCGAGAUAAAGGAGAUACGUGAACUCAACAUUGAACUGCGAAAAGAAAAUCUACACUUGAAGGAUCAAAUCACACGCUAUCGGAGCUCGCCGGCCACUAAGCAAAUCAACGAGUCCUAUACUCCAGUUUUAGCUGAAAAACAGAUUCCGGUAUUCUAUAUAGCAAUCGCAAUUGCUGCGGCUAUAUUGGGACUGUUGCUGGGCAAGUUUUUGCUCUGAAUGCCAUAAUACCAACAACAACAACAACAACAAAACGAUAACAACAACAAACACAUACACACACACACACACUAACAGAGAGAGAUGCAAAUGCAACAACAACUGCAGCAGCAACAUCAACAGCAGCAACAACAACGAACACAACAGCAACUAUAACUUAAAAAAGAAAAUAAAAGAAAAAUCAGCAGAACGAAGAGCAAAAGCAACCUCGAAUGUUGAAGCAAAAGCUAAAUACACAUAAAACUCACACACACACACACACACAAUAUUGGUUCUAUAAAUUGCUCGUUUUUUUUUUAAUUAAAAUUCUAUUUUGUUACGAUAGUAUGUUUCCCUUUAUUCGAUCUAUAUACAUAUAUAAUACUAUCAAUUAUAAUCAUUGAUGAAUUAAUGAGCAAAUUUUUGUCGAUUUGUCUAAAUUAUGUAAACACACAUACAUACAAACCACACACACACACACACAUAAAAAGGAAACAUGUUUAGAUAAUGUAAUUGUUAAAGAGAAAAACAAAAAAUAUGAAAAUUCAAAAAUAACAAAAAAAAGCAAAAAAAAAAACAAAAAAAUUACCGUAAGCAUAAUUUGCAAUUGCAUUAGAACGUUAAAUCGCAAUUUGCAAUUGCAAAAAUAAACAAAAAGAAGAAGAUGAAGAAAACAAAAGAAAAACACAAAGUCAAGUCAAGAGGACAAAAAAGCAAAAACAAAACGGAACAUGCUUGGAUUUGGGAAUGAAAAAGCAAACAGCAAAAACAAAAACGAACGUCGUUCUCCUGCCCUCCUUCUGUCUCCCGUUCUCGCUCGCUCUCUAUCGUAAUUCUUCCGCCAGAAUGAUUGGACAACUCUCUGUCUCGCUCUCACUCUAACCCACUGGAAUAUUCCCUCUGUCUCUCUCUCGCUCAUCCUCACAUCAAAUAGAACGGCGCGCAUGCGUCGUUGAUGUUUCUUUUUUUUCUGUUUCAUAUUUUGGUGAUUGAGAUGCAUUCUUCUGCAUACUUUCUUUUUGUUGUUGUUUAAGUGUAUCUAUAUCAAUUUUUUUUUUAUUUAUUUCGAGCGUGUUUCCAUUUAUAUCUAUAUUAUUUUUAUUUUUGCGCAAUUAAAACUUGUAUUUUGAUUCAAUUCUGUUUUAGCUUGCACACUUGCAUUUACAUUUCUAAUUUCUUUUAUUUGCAAAGACACAACACACACACACACACACACAGAUCCAUAACAAAAUAAUAUAUGUAAUGAAUUUAUAUAAUUGUGUUGUCGCAAGAGUCCUAAAUAUAACGGUAUAUAACGGUAUGCGGAUAUCUCAGUUGGAAUCAUUCGAGGAGGUGUGGACAGUAUUUCUAGAUGAGGAAUAACAACUAGAACUACAUACUUACAUACAUAUAUAUAUAUAUACUAUAUAAGAACAAUUUCAAUCAAUUUUUAUAAACAUUGAGAACUGUUGACAAGUCAUAUAAACACAUACACACACACACACUCACAUAUAAAUUGUUAAUGCAGCUUAUUAGUUUUGCAUAUUUCUACUAAAUUGUAUAUUACUUUAUUUUCCCAAAACCAAAAAAUGAAGUCUUUUUUUUUUAAUAUAUAUAUAUGCAUAAAAAUGAAAAAGGAAAUGAUAAAAAAAAGAAAAUCGAAAACAUCUAUAUUUGUAUCGUCUAAAACAUGUACUAUAAAAAAAAAGGAGCAGACGCUUUCUGUUAAAGUGAUUCGAUUCAUCAAAAAAAAAUGAGAAAAAAAAUGGACAAAAAUCCAGCUUCGACUAUUUUUGUUUCAAAUUUUGCAAAGCAUUGAAAAAGGGUAUAUCGAUUUAUAUAUAAAUAAAUAUAUAUUAAUAUAUACAUUUAUGAAUGCUGUAUUUUCAUAGACAUGAUUUCGUAUUAAAUGUUUAAUCUAGAAAUACAGUCAAAACAAAAAACAAAUGGCAAAUAAACGCAUAUAAGCAAAUCAUAAGCAAAAUGUACUUGAUGUCAGCUGUAGCAAAGAAAAACAAAACAAAGAAUACAAAAAAAAACAAGAAAGAAAACAUUUAAAAUAAAAUAAUAAAAAAUGAAAGGAAAUGAGAACAACAACAACAGGCAACAAAUGCAAAUUAACAAAUGUUUAGCUGCAUUAUAA
Drosophila sulfurigaster albostrigata is the source of this 3544-nucleotide messenger RNA. It is a transcript of the gene Vap33, whose product is annotated as vesicle-associated membrane protein/synaptobrevin-binding protein. Bases 646 to 1443 code for a protein of 265 amino acids. Gene Ontology annotation, cellular component: plasma membrane; endoplasmic reticulum membrane. Gene Ontology annotation, biological process: endoplasmic reticulum membrane organization. The transcript is spliced from 7 exons. The record is from RefSeq and is a predicted model, not a curated record. Gene Ontology annotation, molecular function: FFAT motif binding. NCBI's taxonomy places the organism in Eukaryota, Metazoa, Arthropoda, Insecta, Diptera, Drosophilidae.